ACGCGACUCGAUGGACACCAGCACCCGGUGAUUGGCCAUCAGCACCACCACCACCAUCAUCAGCACCCGGGUCGCCGGCACCACCACUCGGACAUCAAUGACCAGCAUAUCGUGCACUUGCAGAUGAGGGACACCCUAUCGGCGGCCGAUGUGCGCCGGACUAUACGUGGUCUCUGGAACCUGGACUGCGCCUCCUUUUUCGCCUGUUUUUUCUGUUGCAUUAAUAUGUAUACAAUCAGCCGGUUCUCGGUUCUCACCUAUUUCUUCAAAGGUCCGUUCAUAAUCCAAUUCCUGAUCUUAAGCAUCGGUUUCGGACUACCAUUCCUGUUGCUCAUGAUGUCGUUGGGCCAGUAUUUAGGGUCCGGUUUCUACGACAUGUGGUUCAUUAGUCCCGCGUUUAAAGGAAUCGGAGCGGCAUUCCUGUUGACAUACAUAAGCUAUGGUCUAUACAGCUCCGUACCCAUCGCCUGGCUGUUUGUCUACUUUAGGGACGCGUUUGUGGCCACCAGUGACUCGGCCUACAAGUGGUCCUAUUGUAACACCAGGGUCGCCACAAAUAGUUUAGUCAUGACUUUGAUCUGGUAUAUGGGGGGACAGACACAAUACAUGAUUAUAAUAGAGAAAACAAUUACAGACUGUUUGCUGGCAUUGAAUUCAUCGUCGUAUGACUACAUCGGUUGGUCCGUGUCUUCGUAUUUUCACGGUCGAGUGCUGGACCGGAACCAAAGGCACCAAAACAAAGAAGUGAAGAUUGAGUUAUCGUUUCAUUUAUGCAUCGUUUGGACCAUUAUUUGCAUUACACUUAUCAAAGGCUUUCACUCGACG
Oppiella nova is the source of this 825-nucleotide messenger RNA. Lineage: Eukaryota; Metazoa; Arthropoda; Arachnida; Sarcoptiformes; Oppiidae. The record is from the annotation of a GenBank genome assembly.